GCACUUAUUUUUAUGACCUAGUGCCGUACGCCAUUAUUGUUCGUUUGUUGGUGGGCGAGGUUGUUGUCAAAAUGGGAAAGCAUAAGUUCAAGACGCGUUGUUAUUUAGAUAUAAAGAUUGAUUCGCAGCCAGUUGGUCGUAUAGUUUUCGAAUUGUUCAAUGAUAUCUGCCCAAAAGCUGCUGAGAAUUUUAAAAAAUUGUGUCAAGGUGUUUGUGGCCUAGGUCUGAAGACAGGGAAGCCAUUAACCUACCAAGGAAGCGUCUUCCAUCGCGUUAUAAAGGGUUUUAUGGUACAAGGUGGUGAUUUCAGUAAUAAGGAUGGAACUGGGGGUGAAUCAAUAUACGGUGGCACUUUUGCUGAUGAAUGCCUUACAACCGAACAUGACCGGCCGUUUUUGCUUUCCAUGGCAAACAGAGGGCCUAACACUAAUGGCUCUCAAUUCUUCAUUACGACUGCUCCUGCUCCCCACCUGAAUGGAAAACAUGUGGUGUUCGGACACGUUAUAUCAGGAGAGGAUGUUGUCAGGAAGAUCGAAGCUGUUCCAAUCUCUGACACUAAAGCCCAUCGCCCAGUAAAGUCGAUUGUGAUUGAGUCUUGCGGUGAACUUAUUCCUGUUAAGAAAAGUAAGGUAAUAGGCGAGGAAAAGAAGUCGAAAAAAGCCAAGAAGGCAAAGAAGAAGAAACGAAAAUUAAGUGAAGGUGAGGAGUUUUCUGAUAGUGAAAGUGGCAUGGAUAAUGAAUGCAGUGUCCGCAAAGAAGAAAUACCGGAAGUACCGCCACCGAAAUUUCUGUAUCGUGGGAACUACGAAGAGGAUCAGCUAGAACUUCAAAAGAAAGCGAAUCUUAGUCCAAGGCUAUUCAGUCAGCGAUCUGAAUCGAAAAUUUAUGUAGUGGAAAUCAACUUUAUUCUGUGAAGUCAAGACACGAUAUAGACAGCUGUGAAAGUGCUCGUAGUCGGUACCAAGAGGAUCGUUCAGGUCGAGUAGUCAAAGGGCGCGGACGAAUCUGUUACCAGAGCCCAAAUUCUCGUUCAGGAAGUCCUGGACGCAGCACCACCCCACCGCACUGGCGCCAAGCAAGUUCUCAUACCCAGAGAUUAGACCAAGAUGAAUGGAAACAAUGGAAUGAACGAAGAAAUCACGAACAAAUAAACAACUUACAGAGAAGGGUAUCGUCAUCCCGCUCAUCACGUGGAAGUAGGCAGGAUCCGCUGUCUCCAUCCAUAGCUGCUAGUCGUAAUAGAAACCCAAGUGCUUCGCCAUCAUCUGUUGUUAUAGCCAAUACUGGUGUUUCUGGUAGUCUAAGAGAUAUUGAUUCUUCCGAGAAAGGAUUUUCAAUGGACCAACGAGAUGGUCAUAAACAACGUUCUCCCAGUCAUUCACCAUCACUAGAUCAUCGAGUAUUAGUAAAUGAUUCCAAGGUAGUGGAAAAUGGUUCCUCACCAACACAGAAUAAUCUGUCACCGGUCUCAAUUGGACCGAAAAAGCUUUAUACCGAGUUCGAGGGUAAACCCGAUGAUCCGAGUGACAGGCGUUAUGUUAGAUCUCCCGAAGAUAUACGUCAGACGUCAGUGUCUGAGGAUUUAUUUGGUAAAGACCGGCGUGCAAACCAACGUUUAUCAGAAAUAGACGAUGAAUAUAUGGUAGAUAUCGAUGAAGAUGCUAAGUUUAAAACUCUUCCGACCACUACUCAUGAACAGUCUCCAAAACUCUCUAAAUUUUCAGAAUAUUCGACCAUUAAGUCAAAUGACGUAUCCAAGAGAGACUUAGGUGACUCGCCCAAAGUGUAUCAUACCAAUCAGUCCCCUAGGAAGUGUUCUGGAUCUCCAAAUUUAAAAUCCCCACAACAGAUACUUAUCUCCCCAGUUAAUUCAUGUGCUUCUGGUCAACAGCAAAAAUAUCAAUCAAAAUCCCCUGUUCUUAUGCUUUCACCAAAGCUUCCUACAUCUUUUGAAAAUCAGGCUCCUAUUGACCAACCUAUUAUAAUUUCACCAUCUCGUAUCCCUUACCCAUCCUCCCUGUCAGGUCCCGGUUCCAAUAAUCGGAUGCCAUCACCACCCUGUGAGAAUGCCCGCAUAUCUUCACCUCCGGAUCUCUCAAAUCGAAACCAAGUUUCUUAUGAACUUUCUAGAAUACCAACACCACCACAACCAGAUAACAAAGAACAGGGUAAAGUGUUUUCAGAAGAAACAGAUCUACAUAAACUGGAGGAGAUUCCGUCACCUGAAAAACCUAGGAAACAACCCUCACCCUCACAUUCAGACAGACAAUUAAAAGUGACUCGUGGCUCCCGUUCGGCUUCCCGAAGUUCUACGUUAGGUUCUAGAUCAAAUUCUAGUUGUGCAUCUGACAGCUCUAGGUCUUGUUCUCGUUCACACUCCCAAACAAGCCCCCAAAAACGACGCCGACGAACCCCUCGUAGUCCUCCACCUCAUCUUGUUGAGAAGUGGAAAAUGCGUCGUGAAAUGCUAAACCAGAAGCGCCGCGUUGUACCACCGUCUGUAGCAGCUUAUGCGCCGUCUGGAUCAUCGGAAGAUCGUCUUCGUGGCAUUGAAAGACGUCAUUUAUCGGGAAGAAGUACCCACAUACAUUCUCGAUCACCAUCACGUUCCAUCCCAAGCCGUCGACGAAGUCGAUCCUCAAGUUCACGCUCUAAAUCAGGCUCAUACACACAUAGCCGUACGAAGUUAAAUGUUAGACGUGGUUCUCCUGAAGCAGAAAGUCUUCGCAGUCGAAGAAGAAGUCCAAGUCGCGACAGAAAGACAUCGCGUUCAAGAUCACAUAGCCGCUCGCCUCCAAAAAGUUUUGGGUUGAAGCACAGAGGUACUUCACCAAGUAAACCUAUCAUAGUAAUAACUAAGAAAAGUCAGACUACACAAAAACCCACGAAAAUUGUUACAGAAGAUCCAUCCACUGAAAAUGCUGUUACAACCAGUAAGUGGGAGAAUUCUCCUCAAAUCCUAGAGAAAAAUACAAAUCAACAUCUAGGUCCAUGGACUAACAAACAUUGGGAAACAGGCGAUAAGGUUGAAAUUGAUGAGUCUGUAAACAAAGAAGAGAAAAAAUUAGUCACUGCAAAAACCCAAGGUCCAAAUAGUAUUUCAAUUCUACAGAGACUUCGUGUAAUACAAGAGGAUUCUUCUAAGAACGAAGUACAUUUAAAUAAAGAUGAAAAUUCUCCCGCUGCUGUCAUUGAUAAUAAGGAAAAACUAGAAAACUCAGUUGCUGCUUCUAAUGAAACUACGUCUAUCCCAACCGUGCCAGCUAUGAUCAAACCCCAAGUUCCUCCAAUAUCUAAAAAUCAAGUCAAAAAACCAGCUGCAAUCAGAGGAAGGUCUCAUUCAUCCAGUUCUAGUUCUGCUUCUUCAUCUUCCUCAUCUGGAUCCUCUUCAAGAAGUUCCAGCAGACCUAAGCGUUCUCGUAAAAGAUGUCGGUCCAUAAGCUCAUCAGCACGCAAAAUGCAAAGGAGUGACUUUUCGGACUCCAGAAGCAGGGGUAGGGGUAGUCGUGGACGCUACUCUCCAGUUAGUCGUUCAUAUUAUACAAGAUCACGUUCUCGUUCAUUUUCAACAAGAGCUUCGACAAAUUGGGGCACACGUACCAGCUAUCCAAGUCGUAAUCGUUCUUGGUCUAGGUCUCGUUCCAGAUCGUUUUCCAGAGACUCUCGAUCUCAUAGCUCGAGUGCUCGUCGUCAUAAACGUCGUCACAGGAGAACACGUCGUGGGAGGAACUCUAGUCGUAGUUGGUCAUCGUCAAGAAGUUCUAGUAGAUCUAUAAGACGGCGCUAACUGUAAUAUUCUCAUAUGAAAAUGCCUUGUUCAGUCCUUUGUUUUAAAUGUAUUUAUUCAUGAUAUAAA
Schistosoma haematobium is the source of this 3856-nucleotide messenger RNA. RefSeq lists its product as uncharacterized. The coding region runs from base 1337 to 3787 and encodes 816 amino acids. Gene Ontology annotation, molecular function: peptidyl-prolyl cis-trans isomerase activity. The transcript has 18 exons. Gene Ontology annotation, biological process: protein folding; protein peptidyl-prolyl isomerization. The record is from RefSeq and is a predicted model, not a curated record. NCBI's taxonomy places the organism in Eukaryota, Metazoa, Platyhelminthes, Trematoda, Strigeidida, Schistosomatidae. Gene Ontology annotation, cellular component: intracellular membrane-bounded organelle.